Molecule: messenger RNA, 1388 nt
Organism: Eruca vesicaria subsp. sativa (arugula)
Lineage: Eukaryota; Viridiplantae; Streptophyta; Magnoliopsida; Brassicales; Brassicaceae
Source: the annotation of a GenBank genome assembly
CUUGUUGUCACACCGGUCAUAGCUAUCGAAAGACAAGCGGAGCCUGGUUGGGGAGAGUGCCUAAAGAUCGUUGUGACCGUCACGGGAAGAAGAAGCUCACUCGGGUCAAACAAUCUCUCAAACCAAAGCUGCAAAUCAACAAGGAGUCGUCUUCUAGGAAGCAAAGGCGCAUAAGUUCUUACUUCACACCAUCAAAUGAUAUUCCGGCCACACAUCAGAGCGGUGAUGACUCUGCACACGCAAGACCUCUCGACAUCGAUCCUCCCAGCGAUAAGGUGAUGUUCAACCAGCCUCCAACCGAAUCCAAUUUUAUGGAGAUAGAUGAUCAUGAGGAGCACCAGUCACCUAUCAUAAGCCAGUACGCAGCUCAUCUCCACCGGCAGGCUUCCACACACCAAGAUGUGGAUGCUAUGGAAAACAACACAGACAUCGUCCACAGCUCACCUGACCACAGUUUAGCAGAUGACCCUGAUCCUACACCACUUGUUUCAGGAAACAUUGAUGAUCUCAAUCCCAAAGUCAAGGAUGUUGAUUCUUUGGAAAACCCCAAAGACACCAGCCACCGCUCUCCUGAGAAUGACCACAAUCAAGAUGAAGACCAGGUGGUAGAUACUAUGGAACAACACACAGAGCAUACACAAAAUUCCAGUUUGUGUAAGAUGUGGAUAAUGGUCACUACUGAGGAGAAUGUUACAGACCAGGAUGUCGAUGAAAUGGAAAACGAUAACCAAGAUGUCCACCCCUCACCUGUCCACGAGACAAACAAUCUGAAUGCUUCCACAAAUGGAAAUGACGACGAUAUCCACACAACUCCUGUCCGAGCAGAUCAGAAGACCACAGAAACUCGUACUUUCGGAAAGCUAUACCCGGGACAAUGGGACCCACCUUCUAAAAUCUACGAUAAAGCUGAUCACCCUGACAGCCCCGAGAUUAAUCACAUCCUCUAUCAUGGUCUCAGGAUUUACGACAAAACGGCUAUUAGCCCAGACCCACCACUAUCGACAAGUCCCAUAUUCGACCAAACGGCGGCCACAUCUUCGUCUAACUCGCCACCGGUCAUUGGACCCACAUCUGAGGAUCAGGAUCCCUUCGUCGAUCUCACAACCACAAAAGACCCUGCCAGACACGUUCCAUCUCCCCUAGAAAACCUUCUCGCUAAGGAAUUAUUCAACUCCCCGCUGAUUCCUGCUUUGGAUCUCAUCACCCCACUACCAGACAGGGAAUGGGAGCUUUUCCAUAGUGUCCUCAAAACCAACAUUGAUGUGUUCCAUAGCACUCCAUAUGAGUUUCAGUUUUCAAACAAAUUGCUCCUAGAGAUUGCACAGCCUAAGCAAUGGACAACCUCAUAUGUAAGACACCCCCUCUCUGUUUGUUCUAUCAUUGUCUGA